Penicillium bovifimosum is the source of this 360-nucleotide messenger RNA. RefSeq lists its product as uncharacterized. The record is from RefSeq and is a predicted model, not a curated record. Bases 1 to 360 code for a protein of 119 amino acids. The transcript has a single exon. Lineage: Eukaryota; Fungi; Ascomycota; Eurotiomycetes; Eurotiales; Aspergillaceae.
AUGGCUAGCCAGAGAAAGUCGCACGUCUUCCGGGUGACAGGCACGUCGAGGGAGCUGCCCGAUGGAGAUCUCAAGACAGCAUUGCAAGAGGCACUCAAUAACAACUUCGCCGACGACGAGAGAUCGCAUAUCCAGGCGGAGAUCACAAUCGUGCCUUCAUGCUACGACAGUGACACACAGAGGGUGGCGCUGGUCCAAUUUCGCGGUGGGGUGCCUCAGUUCCUCCAUGAGCUGAGAGUCGACCCUCUGGGAGACUGGCAGGUCGAGAUGGGAGACAAUGGCAUCGACUUUGACUGCCACUUCUUUGGAUUUACCCAGCUCUACGCGCCAAAGGAGAAUGAACCAGUGGUCGCCGAGUAA